This is a messenger RNA of Rhineura floridana, 2325 nucleotides long. RefSeq names its product gamma-aminobutyric acid type A receptor subunit rho1 (gene GABRR1). Gene Ontology annotation, cellular component: GABA-A receptor complex; neuron projection; membrane. Gene Ontology annotation, biological process: regulation of membrane potential; nervous system process; chemical synaptic transmission. Lineage: Eukaryota; Metazoa; Chordata; Lepidosauria; Squamata; Rhineuridae. The record is from RefSeq and is a predicted model, not a curated record. Gene Ontology annotation, molecular function: GABA-A receptor activity; neurotransmitter receptor activity; extracellular ligand-gated monoatomic ion channel activity.
UUAAACAGCUAUUCUAGGCAGCCUUUGAUCAACCAGACAAUCCUGGCUUUCCUAGAGGGAAUGACAAAUGUCAUUUUCUAAAAUACCUGAAAUGCUUCACUUUAAACCAAUUUAUACAAUUGCCUGUUUCAAGCAAAAAAGAAUAAUUGUUCUCUGCAGAUCUAUGAAUUCUACAGUGUUCGAAAAUCCUUGCCAUCUGACAUAGAGGGAUUUAUAGGUUUAGUGGAAAUUGCUUUCCCCACCCUCCAGAUUAAAUACUGUGGGAUGAUUUUUCAUAUGAGUAAACAUCUUUCUAAUAACGGACAGACUGAUAAAGUCUUAACAAGAGAAAAAAGGUUUUCAUUUUGUUUUUCUUCUUCUUUUGUGGACUAUUUCUGGACAUAAGGCCAGAGGAUAUCAUGUUGAUUGUUCAUAAAAUGCAAUUUUGCAUCUUUAUGCUGUUUUGUGGAUUGGUUUUGUCCACAGAAUGCAGAGCUCACUAGCAAGGAAAAGAAAUACAUGAAGUCUACAAGAAGGGCAGUCGGUCUCAAAGACAGAGAAGAGAAACGCAUGGAGAAUCACACAAGCAAAGCAGUCCAAUACUUAAACAAAGUCCUGAUAUCACCAAAUCACCACUGACAAAGUCAGAGCAACUUCUGAGAAUAGCUGACCAUGACUUCAGCAUGCGACCAGGUUUUGGAGGCCCUGCCAUUCCUGUUGGAGUAGAUGUACAAGUUGAAAGCUUGGAUAGUAUUUCAGAGGUUGACAUGGACUUCACCAUGACACUUUACCUUAGACACUACUGGAAAGAUGAAAGACUCUCGUUUCCAAGCACCAACAACCAAAGCAUGACCUUUGAUGGCAGACUAGUGAAAAAGAUCUGGGUGCCCGACAUGUUGUUUGUACAUUCCAAGCGCUCCUUUAUCCACAACACUACCACAGAUAAUGUCAUGCUUCGGGUCCAGCCAGAUGGGAAGGUACUUUAUAGCUUGAGGGUUACUGUAACAGCUAUGUGUAACAUGGAUUUCAGCCAUUUUCCCCUUGACACACAGACGUAUUCACUGGAAAUUGAAAGCUAUGCUUAUACUGAAGAUGAUCUCAUGCUAUACUGGAAGAAUGGGAAUGACUCCCUGAAAACAGAUGAGAGGAUAUCACUAUCCCAGUUCCUCAUACAAGAGUUUCACACUACCACGAAACUUGCCUUCUAUAGCAGCACAGGCUGGUAUAACCGUCUCUACAUCAAUUUCACUUUACGCCGGCAUAUCUUCUUCUUCCUACUCCAGACCUAUUUCCCUGCCACUCUGAUGGUCAUGCUGUCUUGGGUGUCUUUUUGGAUAGACCGCAGAGCUGUGCCUGCAAGAGUUCCCUUAGGGAUUACAACAGUGUUGACCAUGUCUACCAUCAUCACGGGUGUCAAUGCCUCCAUGCCUCGGGUUUUCUACAUCAAAGCUGUGGACAUUUAUCUCUGCAGUUUUGUGUUCGUCUUCCUUUCAGUGUUAGAAUAUGCAGCAGUGAACUACUUGACUACAGUGCAAGAGUAAGGAACGGAAGCUGCAAGACAAUCGUUUCCUUGCACCUGUGUACUACCUCAGUCAAGGCAAAUAAUGGGAACGGAUGGCAGCCACAGUGAUGGGGAGGUGAACGAACUGGGACAAUAUAUUCAAAAUGGAGAUAAACAAGACAGAGUGAUGGUCCAACUGGCACUUGGAUUUGAAAGGAAUUCAACCAGGAGGAAAAACCAGAGAUACAGCAGCAUAAGGAUUGAUACACAUACUAUUGACAAGUAUUCCAGAAUAAUAUUCCCAGGGGCAUACAUUUUAUUUAACCUGAUAUAUUGGUCCAUUUUUUCAUAGUUAUUUCUUUAGCCAGCUUCCAUGUGGUAUAUGCAUUAACUGUAUGAAAUGAAUGUCCAUCAAGAAAAUAUGACAAUAGAGACUGGAUAUUUUUGGUUUUGACAAAAACAUUUGAUACUCCUAUCAAAUAAGUGGAAGUGUCUGCUGGACUAGCCCUCAAAAUGGUCAUAAAAAAACUGGAGGGUGAAAAAUAAAAAACUGCAAAAGGACAGACAAAAGGGAUUGUUUGAAUAGUGUUUUUUAUUUUAAAAGACAUUAUGUGAGAAACAUUACUAAAGAACACAGUAGUGAUGUGGCUUUGAAGAGAAGAAAAAUUCCGAAGCUUCUCAAUUUGAAAUUGCUAGUCCUUGAACGUUUGUUCCAAUUACAGAACUAAUGGACCAUGUUAAUACUUGUCUCCAUUUGUAAAUAUAUACAAUAUUGUAAAACUAUCAAUUUGUGUGUAAAUAGCUAACAUUGCAAAUCUAAACACUGUACACUUUUACCAUCAAGA